This is a messenger RNA of Exophiala xenobiotica, 2392 nucleotides long. RefSeq lists its product as hypothetical. The transcript has 2 exons. Gene Ontology annotation, cellular component: mitochondrial inner membrane. Gene Ontology annotation, biological process: intracellular monoatomic cation homeostasis. The record is from RefSeq and is a predicted model, not a curated record. Gene Ontology annotation, molecular function: ribosome binding. NCBI's taxonomy places the organism in Eukaryota, Fungi, Ascomycota, Eurotiomycetes, Chaetothyriales, Herpotrichiellaceae. Bases 559 to 1881 code for a protein of 440 amino acids.
CCUCAAUGCCACCAACUUCUAUUUCCAUCAUUUUAAUUCCCUAGAAAGAAUUCGGAUAUACUGGUUUUGAUUCUCUUCGGUCUCAUAUCGCUCCUUCUCAUUCUUUGAGACUCGUUUUCGCUCUCGUUCGGGUUCCCACAUCAUCCGCGGUCCAUCAUGAGUUCGGGUUCCAGGCUGGUCAGCAAUGCUGCAACCAGGAGAAUGUUGUUGCAAUGCGAGUAGCCCUACCUGCUGUGUGGUCGAAGUAUGCGCUGACGGCCUGUAGCAUCCUCGCGCCUUCCACAUUCCUCACUCUUAGCCUCCCAUUCAGCUCGAUCCCAAUUCACCCGGAGUCUGCCACCGAAAGUACAGGCGCUGGCCAUCCUCUUGCCCAAGAGGAAUUAUGCUACAGAGACCAAUACACAUGGUUCUGACAGUGGACCGCCACCAGGUUUCAACAUUGAUGAGGCGAAGAAACCGUUGCCGAAGGGGGCUGACAAGGAAGCAUCUCCGACUCCUACCGUUGCCGAACUCAAGGACUCCGAUGAGCAACUCAAGACGCCAAAAGGGGGCGCGACCAUGAUUGACAAGACAAAGGCUCUCGAAAAGGCCACAUUGAGUGAAUUGGCUGCCAAAAAGGCCGCGGAACCCGCACAAUCCGCUUCCACCUCCGUGGCGAACAAGAAGGAAGAGUCAAAGAAACUCACAAUUGGUCAAAAGAUCAAGAAAGAGAUCAUGCAUUACUGGGAUGGCACCAAGUUGUUGGCUGCCGAAGUUAAGAUAUCCUCAAAACUCGCUUUGAAGAUGGCUGCUGGAUAUGAACUCAGUAGAAGAGAAAACAGACAACUUCAGAGAACCGUUCAGGAUCUGGGCCGCUUGGUUCCCUUCUCGGUUUUUGUCAUCGUCCCCUUCGCCGAACUGUUGCUACCAGUCGCUCUCAAGCUCUUCCCUAACCUCUUACCCUCCACCUACGAAGGUCAAAAGUCCCGCGAGAACAAAGCUGCACAACUGAGGGAGACACGCAAGCAAGUCUCUUCGUUUCUCCGGAACACUCUACGGGAGACCGGCCUGCCUGUCUCAGCAAUUAAUGCAAAGAAGGAGGAGUUUACAGAAUUUUUCCGGAAAGUCCGCGCUACCGGAGAAUCUCCCUCAAAAGAAGAUGUGAUCAAGGUCUGCAAGAUUUUCAAGGACGACCUGACACUGGACAAUCUUUCCCGACCACAAUUGGUUGGCAUGUGCAAAUACAUGAACCUGAAUACUUUCGGUACAGAUGCCAUGCUCCGGUAUCAGAUUCGCCACCGCAUGCGACAGAUCAAACGAGACGACAAGGCCAUAUCAUUCGAAGGCGUCGACUCGCUUUCGGUCCCCGAGCUGCAAAUGGCGUGUGCCUCUCGUGGUCUGCGGACCCAUGGUAUGUCCCCUGGAAGGCUACGAGAAGACCUCCAGAUGUGGCUUGAUCUACGUUUGAAAUACAACAUCCCUUCCACUCUGUUAGUGCUCAGCAACGCAUACAUGUACACCUCUGGCAAGGACAGCGCGAUCGACUCGCAAAUUGAUGCCUUGCAAGCUGUCCUGAGCAGCAUUCCCGAGGAGUUGUUUCACGAGAUCGAACUUGAAGUUCACAAUGCUGAAGGCGCCGCAACCAACAAACAGCGUCUAGAAGUGCUCAAGGAGCAACAAGAACUCAUCGAAGAAGAAAAUGAGCAGGCCGAGUCAAGCAAGACCGAGGACAGCAAGGUAGCCAACAAAGGGGUCAAGGAUGACAAGGAUAUUGAUGAGAAGCCUAAGGCUGAGGCUAAGGCGUCGGGCGCUGCAAAGGAGGCUCAAGAGGCUGAAACCGAUAUAUCCGAGCAGGGAAAGCAGGAACCAGUCAGGAAAGAAGAAGAGGUCAAGAAGGAUUAAGUGAUUGUGCUCCUUGAUGCUCAUUGAAGUUGGUGGUCCCUUACUCUAUGCACUAGUUCGCAACUCUCUUUUCUCGGCCAUUUGAUGGCAUAGCAUGGCAUGGAGGUCUUUGAACUUGGAUAGACUAUAGAACAGAACAAGUGACCUCAGUACGUGUGAAGAUUCGGAACAGCAGAGAGCUGGGUGAUUAGGCACAUGGGAUCAUUGCCCGCAACGAAUCUCAUUCACUUUUCUCCAGAUACUCCGUACAGAAAAUCCUGACAGGAAAAGAACUCUACUCCUGUCCGAUUUGAAAAGCAAGAACCCCUUCCGAUCUUCGUUCAUCGGUAUGUUGUGGAAGCGGGCGGGGAGCCUGGUGAGGCUGUCGAGGCGUAUGCUGAGUCAGGGGGGACGAAGAAAAUGCCUGAAUAGUGAUACGGAAAGGACACGAGGACACCAUGAUCGAGUCCUGGGUUGCUCAUCAUAUCUUUCUCGCCGUCACAAUGAGAAAAUGACAAAUAUUAGUUAGUAG